AGGAGACUGAACAGGGUUCAGAAUCAAAGGAAUGUUUGAUUUGCUGAGAGACAAAGACUCAGGGCAAAGCUCCUCCCUUACAAGGAAACGAAACCAACAGCAGCCCAGACUCAGGGAACACCUCCUCCCUUCCAAUGAAAUGAAACUAACAGCCUCCUGGACCCAGGCAGCAGAAGAGAUAGAAGCUAAAAGGUUUUCCCCUCCAGCUCUGCCCUCUCUGGCUCUCCUGUCCCAGCAUCAUGAUGGAGCUCAGUGAUACCCCGGCCAGGAAUCUAGACAAGUUCAUCGAAGACCACCUCCUGCCAGAUGAGGAUUUCUACACACAGGUCAAUGAAGCCAUCCACAUCAUCUGCAGUUUCCUGAAGGAGAGGUGUUUCCUCCACUCCUUCAGGGGGGCCUCCCACCCUGUUCGGGUGUCCAAAGUUGUGAAGGGUGGCUCCUCAGGCAAAGGCACAACCCUCAGGGGCCGAUCAGAUGCUGACCUCGUCAUCUUCCUCACCAAUCUUAAAAGUUUUCAGGAACAACUUCAGCGCCGAGGAGAAUUCAUCAAGGAAAUUAGGAGACAGCUGGAAGCCUGUCAGAGGGAGAAAAUAUUUGAAGUGAAGUUUGAGGUCCAGAAACAGCAAUGGGAGAAUCCCCGUGCUCUCAGCUUCGUGCUUAGAUCCCGUCAGCUCUACAAGUCGGUGGAGUUUGACGUCCUGCCUGCUUUUGAUGCCCUGGGUCAGGUGACCAAAGACUACAGGCCUGACCCUCAAGUCUACGUCCAGCUUAUCCAAGAGUGCAAGUCCCUGGGGAAAGAGGGCGAGUUCUCCCCCUGCUUCACGGAGCUGCAGCGAGCCUUCCUGAAGGAGCGUCCAACCAAGCUGAAGAGCCUCAUCUGCCUUGUGAAGCACUGGUACCAAAAGUGUAAGGAGAAGCUUGGGAAGCCGCUGCCCCCACAGUAUGCCCUGGAGCUUCUGACAGUCUAUGCUUGGGAGCAAGGAAGCAUGGAAACAAGAUUCAACACAGCUCAGGGAUUUCAGACCGUCUUAGAAUUAGUCCUGAAGCAUCAGAAGCUUUGCAUCUACUGGAAAAACUAUUACAACUUUGAAAACCCUAUUAUUGGACAAUACCUGAGAAGGCAACUUGCAAAACCCAGGCCUGUGAUUCUGGACCCGGCUGACCCUACAGGAAACGUUGCUGGUGGAGACCCAUGUAGCUGGCAUCGGCUGGCACAAGAGGCUAGAGCCUGGCUGAGUUACCCAUGCUUAAAGAAUUGGGACGGGUCUCCAGUAGGCUCCUGGGAUGUGUCGAUAGCCUUUUCCCACAGCUCCCUCCCCACCAGAGCCUGUUCUCCGACAAUAUCCUCUGAGAGGCAGCAGGAGAGACUCAGACAAAAGAGAGGAAUCCCAGUCUUCACGCUCUUCUCUGUACCUGGUGGGAGAGCUGUGGUCCAAUUUAUUGUCAAUAACAACAAAAAUAGUAGCAAAUGCCAUUUGUUGGGUGUUAAUUAACCGCAAGGCACAGAGCCAAGAAGUAUAUCUGCAUAUUAUAUGUGUGUGUGUGUGUGUGUGCGUAUUCAUUGAUUCAACUUAAAAUAUUAAUUGAGCACCUGCUAUGUGCCAAGCAUUGUUCUGGGCACUGGAACAUAGCAAUGAGCAAAGCAGACAAAAACCCCUGCCUCAUGGAGCUGACAUUUUGUGGAAUAUUCUACUGUUGGAUAGACUAGGAUCCUUCCAAGUUUCAAUUACAGGUAAUCCUGAGACAAACAUCUUUGGUUCACCCUUUGUCCACAUCUCUGAUUAUUUAUCCAGGAAAAGUUUUAGAACUGCCCUGUGUUAAUACAGUAAUCACUAUUGAGCACUUGAAAUGUAGCUGGACCCAAUCGAGAUGUGCUAAUCUUUAUACUUUUUUGAAUUUUCAGAUUUUAUUAAUUUUUGGCCAUAAGUUUGUACUGUUUGUAUGACCACAAGAAAUAAUAAAGCAAUGUUUCUUGCACAAAAAAA
Orcinus orca (killer whale) is the source of this 1985-nucleotide messenger RNA. RefSeq names its product 2'-5'-oligoadenylate synthase 1. Gene Ontology annotation, molecular function: double-stranded RNA binding; 2'-5'-oligoadenylate synthetase activity. Gene Ontology annotation, biological process: negative regulation of viral genome replication; defense response to virus; regulation of ribonuclease activity. Gene Ontology annotation, cellular component: cytosol; membrane; nucleoplasm. The coding region runs from base 240 to 1493 and encodes 417 amino acids. The transcript is spliced from 6 exons. The record is from RefSeq and is a predicted model, not a curated record. NCBI's taxonomy places the organism in Eukaryota, Metazoa, Chordata, Mammalia, Artiodactyla, Delphinidae.